AAACAUCGUACGUCUAUGCUCUUCAAUGUUCUGCGACGUUUCGCCUAAACGCGCGCGUUGUGCAUUAAACAUUUGUCCUCGAUAUGAAUUGAUUUAUUUCGUAUAUUCCGCUGUAAAUGCAAGAUUUUGCGUUCGUAGGGAUGAGGUUACGUCCUUGUAAUAACCUGUUCUAAAUUUCUAUUGUUACAUCGACGAGGUUUGAAUCGGAGAAUUUAUGCCAACUGUGCAAGCGUGCUUUUGCAACAAACAUAUUGCAAAAUGGAAAUGGAACAAAAUGUUGCCCAAGCUUUAUUGACGCAAGGUGCCACGUUGGUUCUACUCGACAUACCAGCGGGCACCGACGUCGGAAUUGAUAUUAAAUCCUGGAAUGUAGGAAGGAAUUUUAAGGGAAUCAAGAUGAUCCCACCUGGUAUUCACUUUAUACAUUACAGUGCAGUGGACGAAUUAGGUGAAUUGGCACCUAGAAUUGGUUUCUUCCAUGAUUUUAAGAAAGGUGAAUUCUUGGUAAAAAGAUGGGACAACAAGGAGGAAGAUAUCAGUUCAGAAUCUGUACCUGAGGAGACAGUUCAAAGCUUGAAGGAUAAUUUAAAAGAGUUGGAUAGAUACUUAGGACCAUAUCCAUAUGAGAUAUCGAAACCAUGGGCGAAAUUAACAAAUGGCAUCACAGCAUCUCUUAUAGCAAGAUGUUCACCGUUAUGUGGUUUUGUGCGAUCUGCUUUGGAACUGGAGCAUUGCAGCGACGCUGCGAGACCUCGUGGCAAAGAAUCUGAGAAAGAAGACAGAAAACAGAGGAGAUCCGGUAGGCUCACGGCAGAGGACAAGGAGGAAGAAUUAUUACCGAAUCUGAAACCGAAACCUGGCACAGAACUUAGGCUCACAGAAAUACCGGACAAGCAUUAUCCUGACAAUGCGACUCCAAGCGAGAUAACGCGACAUUCUCUUGAUUCCAGUUACGUCUUGGACACAACCUUGAAAAAACUGCGAGAACCAGGCGAGAUUAUCGGAGAGAUGCAACUGACGUUUGUCUGCUUCCUAGUUGGUCAGAGCUUGGACGCUUUUGAGCAAUGGAAAAAAUUCGUAUCAUUGAUCUGUGGUGCGGAUAACGCUAUUCCACAGUACCGUUCUAUCUAUAUAGAGUUUCUGCAGGCACUGGAAGUAGAAUUAUCGUAUGUGCCAGAAGAAGUACUCUGCGAUAUUGUGGCGAGCAAUAAUUUCGUGUAUCGCAGUCUCUACAAGUUGUUUGGUAAUAUCGAAUCGAAUCCCGAGGUGGACGGUCGAUUGAAAUCGUAUGCGAAGCGUUUGCGGGACCGAUUGACUGCGAAAUUUCAAUGGGAUUUUUCGAAUUUACUUGAGGAAGCGGACGACGAAGCACCUGUUAUUGUAACUCUUGCAUAAAUAGUUAUGUAGUAUGAGAAAAUAUACAUUAUCUUUACGUUUAAUUUAUAAAAAUAAAAAAUGAAUCGUAGUUUCAAACUUCUCAUAAAUCUCUAUCUGUAAUUCUUAAGUGUUAAUAUAAUGUUUAAUUUUUUUUAUUA
Pogonomyrmex barbatus (red harvester ant) is the source of this 1535-nucleotide messenger RNA. Its product is annotated as protein AAR2 homolog. Gene Ontology annotation, biological process: spliceosomal tri-snRNP complex assembly. NCBI's taxonomy places the organism in Eukaryota, Metazoa, Arthropoda, Insecta, Hymenoptera, Formicidae. The record is from RefSeq and is a predicted model, not a curated record.